GAAAAACUACAUAAAGCGACCAUGGUCGGAGUCGGCACCUCAAGCGUGGUUGGGACAAUUCGGCCUUUGUUCUUUGAACAAUUUGGUCGUUGUGCACCGACAAUCGCCUUUCUUUUUAGGUUCUUGGCUUCUUGGAAUACUGAUGGGAAUACCAGCGAACAACAUUUACAUUUGACCGUUGUGAAACAGGAGGGGUACUCACGGCGGUUCCUCCAAAAACUUGAAACUCCGCUGGGAAGAAAGUCGCCCGAACGAAAUCGACAUAAAGGCUAAACAUGGCCGACAUCGUCGCCCGCCCGCCUGGCAGUUAUAACCUUGGUGGUCAGAACUUCAACCUAUCCCGCAAUCCUGACCUUCACGCUCGCCGCUGGCACGAAAACAACUUCAACUUCAUACCCGGACAAGUCAAGUCAUCAUGAGUGCCCAAACUCCAGUUCCGCCGACAUUCGACUCCAUAGGCAUCACGCCGUUGCAAUGUUCGGCCAUUGUGAAGACCUUCUUGCCUGUUCAGCUGGCAAAGACGGCCACAGCGGGAAUAGCCGUCCCGCUCAUCAUGAUCGGGCUCACGCAAAUCCUCUUCAUAGCCAUCCCAACGCUAUGGGACCACCGUAAACAGUACCGGAAGUUCGUCUGGUCGGCUUGCACGGUCUCCUGCCUCUUCGCCAUCGCCUCCAUGGUGUACAACCUGCAGAUCGGGGUCAUGUUCUUCACAGAUUUCCGGCAGUCGUUCGCGAUUGAUCUGACCCAGCUUUAUGGGCUGGCUUUCGUACGAAACCCCGCCGUGGCUUCUUUCAUUUGGGUGUGUCUGUUCGUUAUUGCCCAGUGCGCGUUUGAGGUCGUCGCGGCGGUCAGGGCACGGAUCAUGCUCCCCCGGCAGAACAAGAUGGCGCUGGCGUUCUGUGUCGUUACGGGCCUGGCGUGUUUGUUCCACGUUGUUGCGGAGAUCUUGCCUAGCGCAUUGUGGUUGGCGGGUGUGCGCAUCUCGCCACGGGUGGACAACAUCUUCAAUGUUAUGCUUAUGGUGGAUGCUGUGGUCGCGUUCUCUGUCGAGAGUGAGUGGACUGUGUGGUUUCCCAGGAAAAAAGAGGAGUUGUUUGAUCAACGUUCUUUUUCGUGUAGCGGCCGGAGACGUCCUCUUCAUUUGGUACCUCCUUCACAAGAUGGAUUUCAACCGAUCCAUCGUCGCACGCAUGUUCCAGUCCAGCAUUGUUCUUCGCUUCAUCGUAAACAUCCUCUUGGCAAUCCUGACAGUCGCCCAGAUCAACAAGCCAAUGUUCUGGACGUCCCUAACCUACACCGGCGCGCGCAGCAUGUGGCUCGGAUGGCAACUCACCACCUUUGUGCAAUUCUCGUUCGUGCACACCAAGGCUAUGGUGACGGCCUACUCCUCCCACAUCCAGAACGGCACCCGCGACAAGGGUCCGUCGUCGCUCUGGCGACCGACCAGGAGCAUCGACGCGCCGACGACGCCAUUCGACACCGUGUCGGACCGGACGCUCGCGAUGGGCAGCGAGACGGGCACUCCCUUGGGGACGGGCGAACGCCCGGAAUCGGACUCGCAAGUGUAAGAGUCCUAUUAUAGGUAGUGGGGGACGGUCGCACCGUGUAUAUAUCCCGCCGUUAUCGGCAAGCGGCCGUCCCCCGUCCUAUUACAUUGUACAUCCAGUAUCUUUUGGUGUAUAUUUGUUUUAAGUUCAAUCAGAUGUG
Fimicolochytrium jonesii is the source of this 1707-nucleotide messenger RNA. RefSeq lists its product as uncharacterized. The record is from RefSeq and is a predicted model, not a curated record. The transcript has 5 exons. Bases 416 to 1582 code for a protein of 388 amino acids. NCBI's taxonomy places the organism in Eukaryota, Fungi, Chytridiomycota, Chytridiomycetes, Spizellomycetales, Powellomycetaceae.